Molecule: messenger RNA, 1950 nt
Organism: Chinchilla lanigera (long-tailed chinchilla)
Lineage: Eukaryota; Metazoa; Chordata; Mammalia; Rodentia; Chinchillidae
Gene: Reep2
Product: receptor accessory protein 2
Exons: 8
Coding region: 132-896 (254 amino acids)
Biological process (GO): endoplasmic reticulum tubular network organization
Cellular component (GO): endoplasmic reticulum membrane; cytoplasmic microtubule; endoplasmic reticulum tubular network
Molecular function (GO): microtubule binding; taste receptor binding
Source: RefSeq, a predicted model, not a curated record
CGGCCCGCCGCAGCGGCAGGGACCUCCCCUUUAACGCGGCGGCUCGGAGCUCGCUGCCCCCGCGGCGGCCGCCGCGCUACCGCAGCCCCUCGGCCUCGGCAGCCGCAUCCCUGCCGGCCGCGCCGCCCGCCAUGGUGUCCUGGAUCAUCUCUCGCCUGGUGGUGCUCAUCUUUGGCACCCUGUACCCAGCCUAUUCUUCGUACAAGGCCGUGAAGACCAAAAACGUGAAGGAAUAUGUGAAAUGGAUGAUGUACUGGAUCGUCUUUGCCUUCUUCACCACCGCUGAGACACUCACAGACAUCGUGCUGUCCUGGUUCCCCUUCUACUUUGAGCUCAAGAUCGCCUUUGUGAUAUGGCUGCUGUCCCCGUACACCAAGGGCUCCAGCGUGCUCUACCGAAAGUUCGUGCACCCCACAUUGUCCAACAAGGAGAAGGAGAUCGACGAGUACAUCACCCAGGCCCGAGACAAGAGCUAUGAGACCAUGAUGAGGGUGGGCAAGAGGGGCCUGAACCUGGCCGCCAAUGCUGCCGUCACCGCUGCUGCCAAGGGCCAGGGGGUGCUGUCGGAGAAGCUCCGGAGCUUCAGCAUGCAGGACCUGACGCUGAUCCGAGACGAGGAUGCACUGCCCCUGCAGGGCCCCGACAGCCGCCUCCGCCCCGGCCCUGGCGGCCUCCUGGACACCAUUGAGGACUUAGGUGAUGACGCCACCCUGAAUUUAAGGUCCCCCACAACCCAGGCAGAUCCCCGGACAGAGGCCUCCGAGGAGGACUUGGGAGAUAAGGCCCCCAAGAGAGUCAAGUCCAUCAAAAAAGUGCCCAGAGCGGAGCCCCUGGCUUCCAAGACUCUGAAGACCCGGCCGAAGAAGAAGAGCUCUGCGGCGGGCGACUCAGCGUGAGUCCGCAGCCGGCGCGGUGGGGAGGAAGGCGGCUGGGCGCAGCCCCAGCCCCUGUCCACUCUGCGCCGCCAGCCCAGGCGUCUCGGCCCUGCGCCCCUCUUCGGUGGCCAUUUCUGGAGCCUGCGCAGUGGCCGCUCCUCUGGAGGGGUCUGGAAGGAGGGAGGCCCGGCUGCAGAGGCUGAGGCGGAGGCUGGCCCAGGCUCUGCAGACUGCGCCCCCACAAUGGGGCUCCCCGCCCGGCCGCCCCUCUCCCCGGCCCCAGCGCUGUGCCCCCCACCCAGUGCCUUGCUGAAGACCGUGGCCAGCCCCUCUCUUGAGCUCUGAUGUGCCGCUGCCCCUGGUGGGAAAGGGGGCCUGAAGGCACCAGCAGAAAGGGAGCCAGUGGGUGGGGGCCUUGGGAACCUGGGCCGUGCAGGCCAUGGGGUUCGUGUGGGCUUCAGUAACCAGGAUGGCCCCAGAGGUGCAGCUGGGGCCUGCGUGCUCCCUGUCCCUGUUAGAGACACAGGGCUGCAGGAGUGUGUGUGCGUGUGUGCGUCCUGCCGGGGCUGGGGUGCAGGGGGUGUGGGUGAAAGAUUCUCCCUCAGGGGUCACCUCCUCCCACUCUCGGUCCUGGCCUUUCCCUUUUUUGACCCUUCCUGCUAGUCUCUGAGCCUCAGAGGACCCCAGCCCAUCACAGCCUGGGGCUCCAAGGCACCUCUCGCAUACGCCGGUGUCCUUGAUCCCUGUCCCCUCACCUGUUCCCACCCUGGCCUGCCUAGGCUGGAGUCCUGCACUCCCGGGGCCCACCACAGAAGCCCUGCUGAGCUGGCUCCUUUCCUCGUCCUGGGGGACCCAUCCUUCCUUGCCCAGGGCCCCCUUCCUGUGCCAAGCAGACCCCUGUCAGAGUCCAGCUCAGCCCCACACCCUGCCGCCUCUCCUGCCACGGCUUCAGUCAGGGCCAGGAGGAGCUCGAGAAGGAGAGAAACGCAGGAAACGGGUUCCCAGCUCCUUGGAAGAGGCUGCCCAUUGGCCCCUUGUCACUGGAUGAGCCAAUAAACUGAACUCUGGCACCUCA